This is a messenger RNA of Arabidopsis lyrata subsp. lyrata, 2176 nucleotides long. RefSeq names its product putative purine permease 15. Gene Ontology annotation, molecular function: purine nucleoside transmembrane transporter activity. The transcript has 2 exons. Lineage: Eukaryota; Viridiplantae; Streptophyta; Magnoliopsida; Brassicales; Brassicaceae. The record is from RefSeq and is a predicted model, not a curated record. Gene Ontology annotation, cellular component: membrane. Bases 901 to 2070 code for a protein of 389 amino acids.
AGAUUACAUGCUAUGUCAACAAUUCUGCGUAGACUGAUUUUUGAUAAGUAGAAAGAGAUGUUUACUAAAUUAGGGAUGUCAAGACUGCUACGACUCAUAUAGAGACUAAGUAGUGUUGGUUGCUUUGUCUAUAGGCCUAUGGUACUUGUAUCAGUUUUGUUGCAACAAUGGUACUGAAUAAAUUAGCUUUGGCUGACCUUUCUCGACAUCUCGUGUAGAAUCAAGCGGAAACUUACCAAACAGUUUGGUGUUUAGGGUUGAGCAGAGUGAGUCUGGUGGUGUUUCUUUCGAGUCAAGAUAGUCUCUAUCGAUUCAUAUUGCUACACCAAACAUAUAUUUUUGAACUUUUCUGCUAUAAGAAUUAAAAAGUGUCCGCGAGAAGAAGAUGAUUUCGGUUACAGCUCUCUGUUUUUAUGGCUCCAUGUUUUGUUUUUCUUCAAAAAUAUUUUCAUAAAACGUUAAACUAAGGAAGCAUCUUAUGUAAGAAAGGUUUUUUGGUGAAUAUAAUUUUACAUAAAAGAAAAAGUGUUUGCAUUGAAGAAUUUAUGUACACUAGUUGUUUCCGUUGCCAUAAAAAAUGCUUGCAUUCCUGGAAUUCCAAAACUUUGGAAGUUGAAUACUUCUGUGAUCGAAAAUAGAAGAAGCAAAAGCAUUAUGAUUAUGGUUAUUAAAAGAUAUAGAAGAAGCAAAAGCACUUCUAUAGACUAAAAUAUAAAUGACAAAGUCAUUGCAUCUGUACUUGGUCUUUUACUUCUAGGAAUAUGUCUGCAAAUAGUAACUAAAACCCAUUUGCUCAACUAGGCAAAACCCUAACUUCGUCAAAGUCAAUCCCCAAAACCCAUUGCGUUUGGCUAUAAACACACAAACGCAAGUUUCCUAGAUUCCCAGAACUCAAGAAAUAUGAUGGGACAUAAUCAACCAAUACAGUCCAAUCCACAAGAACAAUUUGUGCAAAUACCGCUCAAUAUCGAGCACCGCCUAACCACACCGAUCAGCUUAACCAGUGAAUCGAAUCAGAGACGUAACAAGUGGGUUACCAUCAUCAUAUGCACCAUCUUGGCCGUAACAGGUCAAUGCAUCGCUAGACUCCUCGAGAACUAUUACUUCCUCCACAGAAACUUGAGCCGCCACCGCGGUAUCUUGACUCAACCACUUCUCCAGGUCGUCGGAUUCCCCAUCCUCAUCUUCCCUUUCCUUCUCCACUUCCUCAUCAAGAAACAGAAACAACUUCUCAUUUUCUCCGGUGGAACCUCCUUCAAGCAAUUAGCCAUAACUUACUCUUGUCUCUGCAUCUACAUGUUUUGUCAAGCAUUUUUCUUCAACGUUAGAAACCAGAUACCCUUUAGAGUUUUCACUCUCAUCUACACGACGCAGCUCUUAUUCACCCUGAUUUUAUCCACGUGUUACAACAAAAUCAAAUUCAAUAGAUGGAUGAUUAUCUCUCUCAUCUUAGCCGUCCUCGCUGGCGCUUUCACUCUCUACACUUUCUCCGCCGGGUCACCCAUCUACGACAGCUGGACGAAAUCCAACAAAUGGGGAACUAUCUAUGUGGCUUUAUGCGCUGCCGCCUUUUUCUCCUUCCUCCUCUGCGUUAUCAGGCAGGUAUUCGAGGAAGUUAUCUCUAUUUGCAACACAUCCACCAACAGAAAACAACCCAGUUUCGUCGUCGUUCUUGAGUUGAUCAUCUUCUUGUCUCUCGUCACCACCAUCAUCUUAGUAGCAGCCAUUCUCAUCUCCGGUGAACAUCACAAUAUGAAGAAAGAGAUGGAUAGGUUCACGAAGGGAGAGAUUGCCUACGUGAGGACUAUGGUGGGUCAAGCCGUUGCAUGGCAGAUAUACUGGGUCGGGAUCGUGGGGCUCGUGUUCGCCGUCUCGGCAGUGUUCUCGAACGUGAUCAGCGUCUGUACGUGGCCGAUCGUGUCGCUUCUCGUGGUUUGUUUUUAUGACAAGUACGAUCAUUUCGAUGUCUUCAGAGGAAUCGCCUUAGGCGCCGCUGCUCUUAGCGUCGCCUGUUAUAUCUAUAUAAUCCACAAAGAGAAGAGCGACGGUGAUGACCAAUCCACAAGCUAAUCAAACUAUGGAAUUUGGAAUUUUCUUGAUAAAAAAAUCUUAAUUAAAUUGUUAUGAGAAGUUUGUGGCUAACGACUUUUUCCAAUACGUUCAGACUUUUGUUGAU